CAAACAGUUAUUAGUAGUGUUUUAGCCAAGUGUAUAUUUUCUUCAGUCUUCUCGCAAUACUGGCAAUAAUAAAUGGAACGAAAUUGCAGUGAAACUAGAGCACAAAACUUCUUUAGGGUAAUGCCUUGCAAAUAUUCAAACGCUACCUAGUAUAAAUAUAUGUGUAAAUGCAAUAUAUAUGUAUGUGUGUACGUAUGCAUUUCUGUAUGAACAACUGUUGCGAACAUCAUUUAAGACUGCGGCAUUUAGUACGGGCACCAAAAGCACUUGUUGCCGCUGCCAAUUCAGCCACCAGCAACAGAAAUAGCAACAGUAAUAAAAUUACAUGCAUAUAAUAUAUUUAUGCGUGUAUGUACAUAUGUAUGUAUCCAUAUAUGUAAAUAGCAGUAACAGCACAUCAGUAGAGGCGACAGUGAAUAGCGAGGGAAACCUAACGGAAUAAUGCUGCUUUAAACAAAAUGUUUCUGGCCAAAUCAAAUACACAUACAAACAAACGAAUACUUGUGCGAAUACAUCAAGUCGCCGCAGCGUUUGUCGCGGUUACCACCUUCACAGCAACUCUCACACUCAGUAGACAGUCAGCAAUUUACCUCCCCUACGUGUCGUCUAGAUUCCAUCACUUUAUUGUUGCUAUAGUCGAAACUGACUUUUGUAGCAGAGUCAACGCCAGCGCUUCUAACAACGAAACCAGCAUAGCCACUGUGAUCGUCGCCACCAACACAAGCACUGCAAACGUCGACGCCGCCGACCCUCCUCAAGCGUUCAAGACGAAGUAAAAUGGAACCCUCAUAUGAUCACGAACAACCACAUCAUCUGCUAACAAAUUACAACCAUAAAAAAUAUCAGCCAUUUAUGUCACGAAUAACCGAAUACAGUCUCGCACACGAACUGCAGGAGCAAAAUAUGGUCAUCGCAGGUAGUGAUUCGUACAGCGUCAGACAUGAUAGUGAACAUUCUUCACCCAGCCUGCAUUCACCGGCCGUACAUCAGUCCACCUACGAGACAGAAGUCAUUGAUAGAACUUUACAGCAAAGCGAAGCGAACACAGUUUACCCCGCACCUUUUCUGGCCGCCACAUCAUCUCUAUUGAACACCAAUCUUCCACUACUUACAAAUAAUCAAGUCAUGAUAAAUAAAUUUCUUAGCCAUCCUAAUAUGGUGGCCGUAAAUGUACCAGUGCACGAAGCGGAAAAUUGUACAACUGGAACAGAGACUCCCGUAUGGAACUAUAGCGACUACAAGGACGACAUUUGCGGAAUAAAUUGUUCAUACUUGGAUCGACAGCAGCAGCAGCAGCAGCAGCAUCAGCAGAAAGUGAACGAAGCAAAGUAUCGCACCGGCGUCAAUGCUACAAAAUGUGCCAAAGAGACUAGAAUACGAAGACCAAUGAACGCAUUUAUGGUGUGGGCGAAAAUAGAGCGAAAAAAGUUGGCCGACGAAAAUCCGGACCUACACAAUGCGGAUCUUAGCAAGAUGUUAGGUAAAAAGUGGCGCUCCCUAACUCCUCAGGACAGACGGCCCUAUGUCGAAGAAGCAGAACGGCUGCGAGUCAUACACAUGACCGAGUACCCCAACUAUAAAUAUCGGCCCCGACGUAAGAAGCAAUCGAAAGUACGGACUGUACAACCAACUACCAAGGACCAAAGUACUUCCGCUAAUCAAACUCCCACCGCCAAUAAGUCCAACACUGUAGUUCAGAAGCAUAGAAAUUCCCCAGUCAUCGGACAAUCAUUCAAUCAAUUAGCGGAAGAAAGUCAAACGACACGUUUUCAAACACAACCGUCUAAUUCCACAAAUCAAAGUAUUUAUGAGCAAGCUUUGCGAUCCAACUAUUCUCCAUCGACUACCGUCGAUUGUUGCAGCAACUCUGAUACCAUCGAGCAUUUGGACACCACAAAUUGUCAACCCUCCCUUCUCAGUAAUGAUUCUACAACAAUAGAUGCACAGAAAUCGAGCUCUAAGGGCAGUAGUCAUUCGGUGGGCACCAAAGGAACGAAAUCAAAUCGGAAUCAAUCGUCUAGUUCCCAACAUUCCGAUAAAGAUGCAAUGAAAGUACCUAGAUACGGCAAAAUGGAGCCAAAAACUCAGCAGAGCUCUUUCGCAGCGUAUCCAUUGACAUCGACACCAAAAGCCGUCAUUACUACCCGUGGCAUGUAUGUGACGUGCAACAGUCGGGGACUAUUAGAUCACGGCUAUUCUGUAAAAGGCACAUUCUAUCCACCGGUCUCCGCUUCGGACAGCCCAUCAAUACGCAAUACACACUCGAACCAAUCUCUAUCAAAUUGUGAUGUGGCCUCCACAUAUACCACCACCUCAACCGGAAGCACCCUCAGCGCUAACUGCGAGCCUACCUAUCAGUCGAUAUAUUCACAAGAGACCGCAAUCCCAAGCUCCGGCGUACUUCACCACACAAUUGCCAAUACCACAGACAGCUUUGCAACACCGCCCAGCUCUUAUGCGCCUAGUGUGCAAUUCGAUGAAUUCGGAAGAUACUCGAGUGGAAUUGAAACUGACUUUUCGCCUGUAAUAUGUGACAAUGGCUUAGAACAGGACAAAAGUGAUGUAGGCAUGAAAUUCGCCAAGUAUCCGGACACGAAUCACAAUUAUGAUGACUUUGAAGCAUACAACAAUCCUUUGGUUGUUUCGGCGGCCAGCUCCAAUUAUUAUACUCAGUUGCCUUAUACGCUAGCUGCCUCAAAUGCGUGUAGUCCGCCAACAUCGUUAGCCUUUCCUCUUCAACUAGCUUUACCUUUACAGCAGCCAACAUCUUCAGUAUAUACUCAUCCGCAUCAUCACCAUCACCAUCAUCAUCAACACUCGCAUCAUCCGCAUCCACACCAACAAGUACACAGUCAACAAUUACAUAACGGUUAUCCACCUUAUAACCAUUUUAUUGCCGCCACAAGCACAACGGGCGCUAUUGUUCCCACCAGCUCACCAUUGACGUCCAACAGUGUACAGAAUAGUGCCAUCGGCAUAAUGACCACACCAAUGCAAGAGUUGCCGAUCACAGCGUACGCCCGUAAUGGCACCGGAAGUGCUGUCACCGUUGGAAAUAUCGAACGAAUAUUCGACGCGCGUAAAGAUGACGAGAUUAGUAAUAUAUUGGCUGGAGUGAGGAAAACCUGCUACAGUAAUUAAAUCCCGAAACCAUCCAGUGCAGUUUGAAUAUUUUAUGUAUGAAAAUAAAUUUUAUUCUAUGUGCAAAUAUUAAAUAAAAACUGUUAUAGGUCUUCCUUGCU
Molecule: messenger RNA, 3242 nt
Organism: Ceratitis capitata (Mediterranean fruit fly)
Lineage: Eukaryota; Metazoa; Arthropoda; Insecta; Diptera; Tephritidae
Gene: Sox15
Product: putative transcription factor SOX-15
Exons: 4
Coding region: 778-3141 (787 amino acids)
Biological process (GO): anatomical structure morphogenesis; regulation of DNA-templated transcription; cell differentiation
Molecular function (GO): DNA-binding transcription factor activity, RNA polymerase II-specific; RNA polymerase II cis-regulatory region sequence-specific DNA binding
Source: RefSeq, a predicted model, not a curated record